Messenger RNA from Thrips palmi, 4213 nucleotides. RefSeq names its product mediator of RNA polymerase II transcription subunit 25-like. Gene Ontology annotation, cellular component: mediator complex; transcription regulator complex. The transcript has 18 exons. NCBI's taxonomy places the organism in Eukaryota, Metazoa, Arthropoda, Insecta, Thysanoptera, Thripidae. Gene Ontology annotation, biological process: positive regulation of transcription by RNA polymerase II. The record is from RefSeq and is a predicted model, not a curated record. The coding region runs from base 141 to 3224 and encodes 1027 amino acids.
ACGCAAUGGUGACUUUUUCACCUUCAUAGCCGACGACAUAACCUCACGUGGUAAACAUACCCUUGCCAACAAGUGUACAUAUUCUGUCUUGCUGCUUAGGAAGAAAUUUAUUCUGGGAAAGUGGGAAAACAGGCGACACCAUGGUCCCUGGAUCUUUAGAAGAACAUGAAGCUGAUAUUAUAUUUGUCGUUGAGGGAACUGCAAUCAAUGGAGCCUACCUAAAUGAUCUAAAAGCAAAUUAUAUUGUACCUACAUUACAGUACUUCAGUCAUACCAAACAAGAUGACUGGGAUAAUAUUGAGAGUCAGAGUGUCAUAUAUGGUCUUGUCAUUUAUCAUGCAGCGGAUUGUUUACCUAGUCCAAGUAGCGAUAGUUAUGGUCCAUUCUACAAUCCUAACAAAUUUCUUGCUUCCCUUGAUAGUGUUGAAAUGGUGGGAGGGAAAGGUGAAGCAUAUGCCAAUGUUGCUGAAGGACUGGCCACUGCCAUUCAGUGCUUUGAAGAUCUCAAACUGAAACGUGAUGGAUUGGGGGCUGUCCAAAAGCAUUGUGUUCUUAUAGGGAAUUCCCCACCUUAUCUUUUACCCGCAAUGGAAGCUCCUUCAUUCUGUGGAAAAACUGUAGAUGAACUAGCCUUACUACUUAAAGAAUAUGGUGUCAACCUUUCUAUUCUUUCACCUAGAAAAAUGCCUUCCCUAUUUAAACUAUAUGAAGAAGCUGGAGGAGAUCUGCAGUUAAGCCAAACCAAAAAUUAUGCCAAAGAUCCCCGGCAUUUAGUGUUACUAAAAGGAUAUAGUCUUCAGGAACGCGCAGUCAGUCCAAGUCCGCCAAAUGCUAGUCAGAUGCUCAUUCUCAACCAACCUCACACCCCUUCAGGACAAUCGGGGCAGCAAAGCCAACUGACGCCCCCUCAGUCACAAGCACCAGGCUCAAACCCGGGCUCACUCCAAGGCAUACCGCCAUCACCAGUUGGCAUGGUGAUCCCAUCAAUGUCCAGCCCUCUUCCAAACGUUGGAAGCCCAAUCACAAGCAUUGCAGCCAGUGUCAGCUCUGGAGGGCCUGGAGGCCAGCAGCAGCAAUCGCCCAUCAUGACUGGGGUCAACAUGUUCCGGGGCAACCAACAAACGGCACAGCAACAGCAGCAGGCUCAACAGCAAGCGCAGCAGCAAGCACAACAGCAAGCACAACAGCAAGCACAACAGCAAGCUCAGAAACAAGCUCAGCAACAAGCUCAGCAGCAAGCUCAACAAGCCCAGCAGCAAGCACUGCAACAGCAAGCACAGCAACAAGCACUUCAGCAACAGCAGCAACAACAGCAGCAACAACAAAACACACAGGCUGGUCAACAGAAUGCACAGGGUAUGGUGGGACCAAUGACUGGUCAAAGACCACCGUUUCCACCACAGCCUCCUGGUUAUGGUGCCAUGCCUGGAGGCGCAGGCAUUAACCGACCUCAGUGGCGUUUCCCUGCACAGGCUCGAGCCCAGUUUCAGGGUCAAGGAUUUGCUGGCAAUGGAAAUUCUACUCCACAGCAGAGCUCAGCUCUCAUUGCUCAGCUAACUCAACCACCAACAAGCAUUGGCCCAGGUGUUAAUCAGUCUCAGCUCUCUGCUCAGUUUGCAGCAGGAGCGGGUCAGAUGCGCCUAAAUCAAAUGAUGGCUGCUCAAAGUCAGCUACAAAACCCUGGCCAGGGCACAAUAGGAAUGCAAGGAGCACAAGGAUUAACUCAAACAGUUGGUCCUAGUCCACAGCAGCAACAACAGGCUCAGCAGCAAGCACAGCAGCAGCAACAGCAGCAGCAGGCCCUAGUCCAGAAGCAAUUGCAGCAGCAAGCUCAGAUGGGUCAGCAAGCUCAGCAAGUUCAACAAUCGCAGCAAGGUGGGCAGGGAGAAAGGCACUUUAUUUGGAGUGGUGUCUUAGAAUGGGUCGAAAAGCAAGUUAAAGCACCUGCUCCCAAUCAACCAAAAAUGUCACGACAGGUGGCUUGUCAAGUUUCAAUAGCUGCCAAAGAUCUCCAAGGACUCUCUGCUGAGACCUGGCCGGAGACACUUCUCAUGCAGUUGAUGCCCAAAACAUUGAUUAGUACUAUUGGAGCUCCUUUUCUUAAAAAUUCGAAGUCAGUGUACUUCCAUCCUCAGCCUUGUGACGCUUUAGAUAGUCUAAUACAGUUGCUAUUGACAGGAUAUGUUGGUUGUGUACAUUUUACAAGUGCUAACAAUACUUGUGAAAUCAAAGUCCUCCUGUUGAUCUAUCAAGCUGAAAAAAGAGCAUUUUUUGGAUUCAUUCCAAAUGACCAAACAGGCUUUGUCGACAGAUUACGCAAAUUGAUUCAGCAAACAAAGCAAGGAAGGGGUCAGCUAAAUGCUCAACGAGCCCAGCAAAUGCAGCUACAAGCACAGCAACAGGCUCAACAGCAAGCGCAACAGCAAGCACAACAGCAAGGAAUGAUGAUUUCACAGACAAAUCAAAUGGCUGUGGUUGGUGGCCAGAUCACACAGAAUGUUGUUGCAGCUGGUGGAGUGAAUGGUCCACAAACGCAACCAAUGGGACAGCAAGUCACAAACAAUAUGGCCGGUGUAGGGGCUUCUGGUCCUAUGUCAACUCAAAACCCUCUAGGAAUUCAAGGUGUUGAUGGAAGCAUGGGUUUACGCAUGCCUGGCCCUAGUACUGGAGGACCCAACAUGCAGGUAACUGGGCAAGGAAAUAUGAUGGCUCGAGGUGGUUUAGGUGCUAUGCAGAGAUCUAUGAACCCUCAAAUGCAAGCUCAAGGGCAAAGUAACGAUAUGCAACAACUGAAACAAUUUGAGCUUAUUAACUUCAAGUUUCAGCAGCAGAAAAUGCAAUCAAAUAUGGACAUGAACCAACAAGUUUUUGAUAAUGAUCAAGGAAAGUUAAGAGCUCAGCUACAACUGCAACAAUUGCAGCAAAAACAACAAGCCAUGCAACAACAGCAGCAAUUGCAGCAAAAACAACAAGCCAUGCAACAACAGCAGCAAUUGCAGCAGCUGCAACAGCAACAAAUGCAGCAGCAACAGUCAUUGCAGCAGCCUCAAAUGCCUAACCAACAAAGAAUGGUGCGCCCUAAUAAUAAUCCUGGUUUGCGAACACUUUUGCAGCAGCAUCCUCAAAGACCAUUAGUCAUGAUGCAAGGCGUGAGAAAUCCUAAUCUACAGAAUGCAAACAUGCAGCACCAAUUUGAGGAAUAUGACCAUAGACUAGAUUUCUAAUUUCUGAUGACUGAAUCUGCAUUGCUUCUUUUGAACCAUGUUGAUUCAAAAUGUUACCUAGCACCUAAAUUGACCUUGUGAUGCAUCAAUGAAUUAUGGAACAAACACUGUUAUCUGAAUGUAAAUUUAUAUCUUGUGGAGUGUGGUAACUUACUGUGAUAUAUUUGUAUCCAAAACGUUUUAUGUAGGUUUUAUUGAUGCUACUAUUUUUGAUGUCCAGAUUUGCAGUGCUUUCCUACAACGUCUAUACUCUAAUUUUGUUAACUCUUUCUUUAGGAGCUUGUGAAUUUAUUAAGCAGUUUCAUGAAUACAGUAGUUGGAGGGACCACAUGAACUGGGAAGAUCUGAAGAAUGUGAACUUUUCAUUUGUAAGAUGUUCCUCACGUUUCUUCACCUUGUACCUGAGAAUUCAGAACCACAUUUUGUUUUCAUCGACAGAGGUAUAUAAAAAUUUAUAUGUUGUGAUUUUUGACAACCAGAUAUUUAUUUCUAUGCAAUGUGAUCAAUGAGCUUAGAAACUCAGAAACUUAUCAAUGUUAUUUAUGAGCUUCUAAAUAUAAAGCAAAAGACUAAAACAAGCUUUCAUUUUGAUAACUAUGAUUUACAUACAUUAAGACCUCAGAUAAUACUUCUUUUUCCUUAGAAACGAAGAUUCAUACUUAGAUCCUUCCCAAAGAACACGAAACGCUCACCGUGACGUCAUUUUGAUGUAAAUUUAACGAAUUUUAGUCAAAAUUUCUACAUAAAAAGCAUAAUUUUGACGUCAUUUUUACUUCGUUUGACUGCUUUAUGAGUGUUUCGUGUUCUUUGGGUUGUAAAUGUUGAAUGUCCACUGUUUAUUAUACGUUGUUAAGAUCAGAUUUACGAAUUGUUAUUGACUGUGUUUUUAUUUUGUGCAGUAGAUAUUUCAUAUAAUUUACAAAUGUUAAAGAAUUUUUCUUUUUUCUUUGUUACUGAGACUUGUCACAGAAUAAAUAAAAUCAGAAUAA